AUGGCAGCUAAUAAAGGAAAGGUUAAAAAGACAGCCAAGAAAGGAGGCAAGAACCAGGUCAAGAGAAGGACUCCUACUUUAAAGGAAAAGCACCAAAAAGAAUCCAAAGUCGUUAGAGUGGACAAUUUGAAAUGGAAACCUGUUGAAAUACCUGAUAAUUUGGGUGAUUAUGAAGGGUUUUUCGGACUAGAAGAAAUCGAUGGUGUGGAUGUGCAGAUAGUAAAUGGAAAAGCUGAGUUCAUAGUAAAAGAUUCGUCUAGGAUCAAGGAAGAUGAAGAGGAAGAUAAGACUAAGACCGACCAAAUCGAAGAAGACGAAGGAGAAGGAGAAGAAGAAGAAGAAGAAGAAGAAGAAGAAGAGGGAGAAUUUACUGGUUUCUAUGAUGACGAUGCUGAGGACGACGAAGCCGUCAAGGGAGAUAUCUUAGUGGAUCAAGAGAAGGAUACGGAAGAAGCAGAGGAAGAGGCAGAAGUAUCAGAAGAGAUCGAAGAAGACGAUGUUGCAAAAGAGUCAGAAGAUAUAGAAAAAGAUGAAUUGUCUAUGGGAUCAUUUGCUAAUCUCGACUUACCCUUACCCGAUGACGAUGAAAUAGAUUUACCAAACUGGCAAGAUAGUGAACUGGAUUUCUCCUUGAGUCCUUAUACUUUGCAUGGUUUAUCAGUAUUGAAAUUCGAUAAGCCAACACCAAUCCAAAAAAGAACAAUCCCCUUGGCAUUACAAGGAAAGGAUCUUGUAGGUAAAGCAACCACUGGGUCUGGUAAAACUUUAGCAUACGGUAUUCCAAUUUUAGAAAAAUAUUUACAAUCUCUCAAUAAGAUUAAACAAAAUAAUAAAGAUAAAAAGAUAAAUCAUCCUGUGGGUAUUGUUUUUACUCCAACUAGAGAAUUGGCCCAUCAAGUUGUAAAUCAUUUAAAUCAACUUGCUCAAUACUCUCCAUUGUCAACAAGAGGUAUUGUCAGUGUUACGGGUGGAUUAUCUAUUCAAAAACAAGAAAGAUUGUUGCAACAUGGUCCAGGUAUUAUUGUUGCCACUCCAGGUCGUUUAUUAGACUUGAUCCAGAAAGAUAUUGAAUUGAAUAAAAGAUUGGCAAGUACUGAUAUCUUAGUAUUAGAUGAAGCUGAUAGAUUAUUACAAGAUGGCCAUUUUGAAGAAUUUGAAAAGAUUUUGGAAUUAUUUGGGAAACAUAGACCAAAGAAUAAAUCAAUGGAAUGGAAGUGGCAAACAUUAGUUUUCAGUGCAACCUUUUCUAGAGAUUUGUUUGGGAAAUUAGAUAAGAACCAAAAACCUAACAAAGCAAAGGGGAAUUCAUUAAUGCAAAAUGAUGAGAUUAUAACAUUAUUAAACAAUAAAUUGAAAUUCAAGGAUCUGAAACCAGUAUUGAUUGAUGCGAAUCCGAAAGAAAUCGUAUCUGGUCAAAUUACAGAAGCAUUAGUCGAAUGUGGAGCAAACGAAAGAGACUUAUAUUUAUAUUAUUUCUUGUUGAUGUACAGAGGGUCAACUUUAGUAUUUGCCAAUUCUAUUGAUUCUGUGAAAAGAUUGGUCCCGCUUUUAAACAGUUUAAAUAUACCUGCGUUUUCAAUUCAUUCAUCAAUGAUCCAAAAGCAAAGAUUGAGAGCAUUAGAAAAGUUUAAAGAAGCUAGUGAAAAGAAUUCAACUGCAGUAUUAGUAGCUUCAGAUGUGGCUGCAAGAGGUCUUGAUAUCCCUAAAAUUGAUCAUGUUGCUCAUUAUCAUUUACCUAGAUCUGCAGAUGUCUAUAUUCAUAGAUCUGGUAGAACUGCUAGAGCUGGAAGGGAAGGUGUUUCGGUUAUGUUCUGUUCUCCUCAAGAGGCCUCUGGUCCAUUAAGAAAAUUACGUAAAUUGGUUGCUAAUAAUUCUUCAAAGAAUACAAAGUUCAGUAUGCAUACUGAUGUUAAAUUGCUUCCAAUUGAAAUGGAUUUGGUGUCGCAAUUAAGAGAAAGAGUUGUGAUUGCCGGUAAGCUUGCUGAUGCCUCUUUAUCUUCAACUUCCACUAGAAAGGAAAAUUCUUGGGUUAAGCAAGCCGCUGAAGAGUUAGGAGUGGAAGAUUUAUCAGAUUUGGAGGAUUUUGAGGAUGAUAUCAUUAAGAAGCAAAGAAAGAGACAAGAAAGUAAGAUGUUGGACAAGAAUGCAAUGAAAGCACUUAGAUUUGAAUUAAAAGAAUUGUUGGCUAGUCCUAUUAGAAAAAAUGCUAGAAGAUCUUACAUUACUAGUGGGUUGCAAAACUUGGCACAUCAAAUGGUAACUGGUAGUCAUCAUGUUGAUGUUUUGGGUCAUGAACGUGUUAACGCUUUGGAGGAUCUUAAAGAUGGGAAAUCGAAGAAAUCUAAGAAGAAAUCUAACAAAGUAACCAAGCCAAAACAUAAAAAGUGA
Hemisphaericaspora subhashii is the source of this 2388-nucleotide messenger RNA. RefSeq names its product putative ATP-dependent RNA helicase (gene MAK5). The record is from RefSeq and is a predicted model, not a curated record. Gene Ontology annotation, molecular function: RNA helicase activity; nucleic acid binding; ATP binding. Gene Ontology annotation, cellular component: nucleolus. Bases 1 to 2388 code for a protein of 795 amino acids. NCBI's taxonomy places the organism in Eukaryota, Fungi, Ascomycota, Pichiomycetes, Serinales, Debaryomycetaceae. The transcript has a single exon.